This is a messenger RNA of Odocoileus virginianus texanus, 1398 nucleotides long. NCBI's taxonomy places the organism in Eukaryota, Metazoa, Chordata, Mammalia, Artiodactyla, Cervidae. The record is from RefSeq and is a predicted model, not a curated record.
GCCGCGCGGUCCUCCCUCCUCCGCUCUCUCCGCCUCUCUCCUGGCGGCCGCGCAGCCCGGAACCUGGGAAGCCGCGGCGCCGAGCCCGCAGCUCGGGCGCGGGGACCAGCACAGAGGCGCGGGCGGCGGGAGCGCUGAGACCACAGUCCCCGGGGAGAGGCGGAGUGGAGCCCGGCCUGAGCUGGCAGAGCCGAGCGUGUGAGUGUUUGCGCGUGAAAGCGAGGGCUGCACGGUGCUCGGCACUGACACCGCCGGCCCCGGCCCAGGUCGCCGCAGCCCCGGAGCCUCCCGUCUGCGCCCCAAGGCACGCGCGAAGCAGCCAUGAACACCAACGAAGCCAAGGAGUAUCUGGCCCGGAGAGAAAUCCCUCAGCUUUUCGAGAGCCUUUUGAAUGGACUGAUGUGUUCGAAGCCUGAAGACCCAAUAGAGUACUUGGAAAGUUGUUUACAGAAAGUAAAGGAAUUAGGGGGAUGUGACAAGGUGAAAUGGGAUACAUUUGUAAGCCAGGAGAAGAAGACUUUACCUCCACUCAAUGGAGGACAGUCACGGAGAUCCUUCCUAAGAAAUGUAAUGCCUGAAAAUUCAAACUUUCCUUAUCGGCGGUAUGAUCGGCUCCCUCCAAUCCAUCAAUUCUCCAUAGAAAGUGACACAGACCUUUCUGAGACUGCAGAGCUAAUUGAGGAGUAUGAGGUCUUUGAUCCUACUAGACCUCGACCAAAAAUCAUUCUUGUCAUAGGUGGUCCAGGAAGUGGAAAGGGUACUCAGAGUUUGAAAAUCGCAGAACGUUAUGGAUUUCAGUACAUUUCAGUAGGAGAAUUAUUAAGGAAGAAGAUCCACAGUACCAGCAGCAAUAGGAAAUGGAGUCUUAUUGCCAAAAUAAUUACAACUGGAGAACUGGCCCCACAGGAAACAACAAUUACAGAGAUAAAACAAAAAUUGAUGCAAAUGCCUGAUGAAGUGGGCAUUGUUAUUGACGGAUUUCCGAGAGACGUCGCUCAGGCUCUAUCUUUUGAGGACCAAAUCUGUACUCCUGACUUGGUGGUGUUCCUGGCUUGCGCCAAUCAGAGACUCAAAGAAAGAUUACUGAAGCGUGCAGAGCAACAGGGGCGACCUGAUGACAAUCUGAAAGCUACCCAAAGGAGACUGAUGAACUUCAAGCAGAACGCUGCUCCAUUAGUUAAAUACUUCCAGGAAAAGGGGCUCAUCAUGACAUUUGAUGCCGACCGGGACGAGGAUGAGGUGUUCUAUGACAUCAGCAUGGCAGUUGACAGCAAGUUAUUUCCAAACAAAGAGGCUGCAGCAGGUUCAAGUGACCUUGAUCCUUCAAUGAUGUUGGACACUGGAGAGAUCAUUGAUACAGGAUCUGAUUAUGAAGAUCAGAUUCAAAGUGGCAAUUAA